AUGCGUCAGGGCACGUUCACCGGCGCCGAUGCCGCCCGUGCGCGCCUCGCGACGAAGAAGCCGAUCUUUCCUUUGUGGAGGCACCGGAGGCGGCACGACUCGCAGGAAUCAGCUAGCAGUGGCCGGAGCUCGACCAGAUCGUCCAUUGCAGAACAUGCGCAGCCUUCGAGCGUGGAACGCCUGGAGGCACCGACCGGCGGCGACCAGCUUGUCCGCCUGUCAUCUUCACUCACUAGCGAGGACGAAGAUGAUGACAAGGACGUAUAUCGAUGGGCAAUUCUUUACGAGAACCAGCGUGGCAUCACUAUCUUUUCAAUACCCCGCUAUUCACGUCUUGGUCUGCUACCGAACGACCCACCGGCGUUCACCGUACCUGAAGCUCGCGGUGAUAAGGACAAACAGCCCCAAGUGUCCCUGGAUAACUAUCCGCUUCCGGAUGGCAAUUGGCGUUGGGUAUCGAAGAGCUGGAUGAUAGACAUGCGCGGUGACGGUGAGGUCCAGUAUGAUGGUUUCGAGUACAACUGGUGGUUCCGCUCGCACGGAUGGAGGGCAGAGGUGGGGAAGCUGAGUGCAGGAGGAUGGGUCAGGCGAAGGAGAUGGGUUCGGUUGAUGGUCAAGCCGGCCAUGAUGCACAGGGAGAAGAAGGAACGCGCUAUGUCGCAACCUGAAGACGGGGUGCGGGACACUACCUCCAUUUCCCUUGGCGGCUCCCACCCGCCUUCAGUUCUGGAUGUCCUGCCCUCGGAGAUGGAGGGAGAGAAGUGGAAGCACAUCUGGCAUGAUGCCGACGCUGAAGGGGAUUGGCGACGGUGCCAUGCAGCACUGCGAGAGUUGAACAACGACGGACGCAAGCUGGAGAUGUGGAAGGCGUGGCUAGUUGGCCAUGGCGACAGACCUCCCGACGUCGCGCUUAGACCGGUGAGGGGGAAGCAAUGGACGGAAGACGACGGGCCCAUGCCCUCGGAGGUCGACUACGCUAACGCACCCCAGUGGAAGAGGGGUAUCAUCGCUGAUAGGGAGCGCAUAUCAGCGGUACUGUGCGAGCAUGGAGGAGAGAUCUUACGUUCCUUUAUUUAUCCGGAGUCCAGGGUUCAGUUCAUCCGACUGUUGGGUGACGCUGGCUUACUCGAAGAACUGCGGUCCGGCGGCGGCCUUUCAGACAGCAGAGAUAUGGUUGAGUUCUGGAGUUACACAACGGAAGUGGAGAGGCGGAAGACUGGCGACGAGGACCGGACGGACAGCGAGUAA
Molecule: messenger RNA, 1248 nt
Organism: Punctularia strigosozonata HHB-11173 SS5
Lineage: Eukaryota; Fungi; Basidiomycota; Agaricomycetes; Corticiales; Punctulariaceae
Exons: 3
Coding region: 1-1248 (415 amino acids)
Source: RefSeq, a predicted model, not a curated record